AGGGGCGGCGGGCGCGGAGAAAUGCAGCGGCCGAGCGGCUUCUCCAUCGACUCGCUGAUCGGUUCGCCGGCGCCGCGCCCCGGGCACCUGCUGUACACCGGCUACCCCAUGUUCAUGCCCUACCGGCCGCUGGUGCUGCCGCCCGCCGUGCCGCCCCUCAGCCCGCUCGCAUCGUUCGCCAGCCGCCUCACCAACUCCUUCUGCUCCGUGCCGCCCAUGGUGGCUCUCACCGCCUCCCUGCCCAACUUCAGCGACGCGUCCGAAGCCUUCUACACGGCGCAGGAGCUGCCGGUGGCGAGGAGCCCGCCCGAGCCCGGAGCCCGCAGAGCGCACACCGGCGACGCCGAGAACAAGUCGGAGCCGCUGUACGGAGACGCCCUGCAAACUCUGUCCGGCGACGGCCGGGGCUGUAGUUCGGACGAGGAGAAAGCGGACGCGAAGUCUCCAGAGCACGGGAGCAGCGAGAGGGAGGAGAGCUCGGCGGACAGCGAGCCCGAGUGCCUGUCGGAGCCGGGUGGACGGGCGCGCAAGGCGGCGGCGGCGGCAGCAGCAGCAGCAGCAGCGGCUACAGCGGCGACGGCUACAACUGGGGGAGCGGAGGCGCUGGGCCCGGGAGGGAAGAGCCGGCGGCGGCGGACAGCGUUCACCAGCGAGCAGCUGUUGGAGUUAGAGAAGGAGUUUCACUGCAAGAAGUACCUGUCGCUGACGGAGCGCUCACAGAUCGCCCACGCACUCAAGCUCAGCGAGGUCCAAGUCAAGAUUUGGUUCCAGAACCGGCGCGCUAAGUGGAAGCGGAUCAAAGCGGGCAACGCCAGCAACCGCUCCGGGGAGCCGGUGCGAAAUCCCAAGAUUGUGGUCCCCAUCCCCGUGCACGUCAAUCGCUUCGCCGUCAGGAGUCACCAACAGCAGCUGGAGUCCGGAGCCCGGCCGUGACCCGCUCGGCAGCGGUCAUCUCCCGGCUCUUUCGCCCUUGACCGCUGCCGGGAGCCCGGACACCCACCCGCCCUGACCCACCCGGUCCUGACCCACCCGGUCCUGAAACACCCGGUCCUGAAACACUCGGGAACCGUCACCUCCCGGGAGCCCGGCCCUGACCGGCUCGGGAACCGGGAGCCAUCACCUCUGCCCGGGGGCUCGGCUCCA
This is a messenger RNA of Leucoraja erinaceus (little skate), 1143 nucleotides long. RefSeq names its product gastrulation brain homeobox 1 (gene gbx1). Gene Ontology annotation, molecular function: DNA-binding transcription factor activity, RNA polymerase II-specific; RNA polymerase II transcription regulatory region sequence-specific DNA binding. Gene Ontology annotation, biological process: regulation of nervous system development; regulation of transcription by RNA polymerase II. Lineage: Eukaryota; Metazoa; Chordata; Chondrichthyes; Rajiformes; Rajidae. The record is from RefSeq and is a predicted model, not a curated record. Gene Ontology annotation, cellular component: nucleus. The transcript has 2 exons. The coding region runs from base 22 to 933 and encodes 303 amino acids.